CAUUAGUGCAGACUGAGCUGUGGAGUUGGGUUCUUGCAGGAUUUCCUUCCAGCCUUUCCCCACUAAGGUUCUUGGGAAUUAAAAAAAAAAAAUCUAAACACACAAACCAAGUUUUCCUAUUUACAGUGUUUAGGGAAGGUAGGCACUUGGGGAAGGGCAGAUCCUUUCCUCAAGUUAUCCAAGAAGGAGGAGAAAACAGCGUCCAGAAGCUCUGAUUACAGAUCUUUGGAAUUUUCUUUGCUAAAUUUUACAAACGAGAAAUACACCCAGAAUUUUGGGAAUUGCUCCAGGCUGCGCGUGAGGGUUUGAUUGCUUGUCUAAUCUUUUUUCUUCUUCUUCUUUUUUCCUUUUUUCCUUUUUCUUUUUUUGAGGAGAGGAGAAUUCGCCAGAAGGGGUUUGGAUGGCAGAAGCCCGGCGGGCUUUCCGCGGCAGCUCCUGUUUUGCAGCCCUCCUCUGAGGGAGGUCUCUGCGCGGGAGCCCGGCCCCGGCUCCGUUUGCGGUGCCGGCCGGGGCGAAGAUGCCCCGCUCUGGCCGGAGGGGCAGGCUGGCCGCGGCGGCUUCCUAGCCCAGUGGGAAGUGCGGUCGUGGUUUGGGGAUACUUUUCACUGAACUGAACGCGAAGAGGCCGGACUCUCCUGGGCUUUCCCCCUUCGCAGUGAACAUGGGGAAGAAUUAGGGGGUGGGAGGGAGGCAGCAUGACUUGCAGUCGCUGCUGCCCUGCGUCUGCCCCCAGCCCCCAGCCAGCAUCUUGAUGAUCCACGUCUCGGCUGUACAAAUAUGAUGAAAUGGCAGCCCCGGAAGAAGGCAUACUUCCGACAGGGUGUUGCCCUCCAGUACCUCGGACGUCAUGCCGAUGCCCUGGCAGCGUUCGCAUCCGGACUGGCUCAGGACCCCAAGAGUCUCCAGCUUCUGGUGGGGAUGGUAGAAGCUGCCAUGAAGUCUCCCAUGAGAGACUCCCUCGAGCCCACUUAUCAGCAGCUUCAAAAAAUGAAACUGGACAAGAGUCCCUUUGUGGUCGUGUCUGUGGUCGGGCAGGAACUCCUGACAGCGGGCCAUCACGGGGCCUCUGUGGUUGUCUUAGAAGCUGCUCUGAAGAUUGGCACCUGCAGCCUCAAACUGAGAGGCUCUGUGUUCUCUGCCCUGAGCAGCGCUUACUGGUCUCUUGGAAACACAGAGAAGAGCACUGGAUACAUGCAGCAGGACUUGGAUGUAGCCAAGACCUUAGGUGACCAGACAGGAGAAUGCCGAGCUCAUGGGAAUCUCGGCUCUGCAUUCUUCUCCAAAGGAAAUUACCGGGAGGCGCUCACUAACCACCGGCACCAGUUGGUGCUCGCCAUGAAACUCAAGGAUCGAGAGGCAGCUUCGUCAGCCCUGAGCAGUCUGGGCCACGUGUACACGGCCAUUGGUGACUACCCCAAUGCCCUGGCCAGUCACAAACAGUGUGUCCUUCUUGCCAAGCAAUCCAAAGACGAGCUUUCGGAAGCCCGAGAACUCGGCAACAUGGGAGCAGUGUACAUCGCCAUGGGCGACUUCGAGAAUGCUGUGCAGUGUCACGAGCAGCAUCUGAAGAUAGCCAAGGACCUGGGCAACAAGCGAGAAGAGGCCCGGGCCUACAGCAACCUGGGCAGUGCCUAUCACUACCGGAGGAACUUUGACAAGGCCAUGUCUUACCACAACUAUGUGCUGGAGCUGGCACAGGAGCUGAUGGAGAAGGCCAUUGAGAUGCGGGCCUACGCUGGCCUGGGCCACGCUGCCAGGUGCAUGCAGGAUUUGGAGAGAGCGAAGCAGUACCACGAGCAGCAGCUGGGCAUUGCCGAGGACCUCAAGGACCGAGCCGCAGAAGGACGGGCAUCCUCUAACCUGGGAAUCAUACACCAGAUGAAAGGCGAUUAUGACACUGCACUGAAACUCCACAAGACUCACCUGUGCAUCGCCCAGGAGCUGAGCGACUAUGCCGCCCAGGGCCGUGCCUACGGGAACAUGGGUAACGCCUACAACGCGCUGGGCAUGUACGACCAGGCGGUCAAGUACCACCGGCAGGAGCUGCAGAUCUCCAUGGAAGUGAAUGACCGCGCCUCGCAGGCAUCCACGCACGGGAACCUCGCCGUGGCCUACCAGGCCCUGGGUGCCCACGACCGGGCCCUGCAGCACUAUCAGAACCACCUGAACAUUGCCCGGGAGCUGCGCGACAUCCAGAGCGAGGCCCGGGCCCUCAGCAACCUAGGCAACUUCCACUGCUCCCGGGGCGAGUAUGUCCAAGCCGCCCCCUACUAUGAGCAGUACCUCCGGCUCUCCCCGGACCUCCAGGACAUGGAGGGAGAAGGGAAGGUCUGCCACAAUCUCGGCUACGCCCAUUACUGCCUGGGCAACUACCAGGAGGCCGUGAAGUACUACGAGCAGGAUCUGGCGCUGGCCAAAGACCUUCACGACAAACUGAGCCAAGCGAAAGCUUACUGCAACUUGGGCCUGGCCUUCAAGGCUCUGCUGAACUUCAGCAAAGCUGAGGAGUGUCAGAAGUACCUGCUGUCCCUAGCCCAGUCCCUGAAUAAUUCUCAGGCUAAGUUCCGAGCCUUAGGGAACCUGGGCGAUAUAUUCGUCUGUAAAAAGGAUAUAAAUGGUGCAAUAAAAUUCUAUGAGCAGCAGCUGGGCUUAGCUCAUCACGUGAAGGACAGAAGACUGGAGGCCAGCGCAUAUGCAGCCUUGGGCACAGCGUACCGAAUGAUCCAGAAAUAUGACAAGGCCUUGGGUUACCACACGCAGGAACUGGAGGUCUAUCAGGAGCUGAGCGACCUGCCAGGGGAGUGCAGAGCCCACGGGCACCUGGCCGCUGUCUACAUGGCCCUCGGGAAAUACACAAUGGCUUUCAAAUGUUACGAAGAGCAGCUGGACCUUGGGCAGAAGCUGAAGGAUCCAAGUCUAGAAGCCCAGGUCUAUGGCAACAUGGGCAUCACCAAGAUGAACAUGAAUGUGAUGGAAGAAGCCAUCGGCUACUUCGAGCAGCAGCUGGCCAUGCUGCAGCAGCUAAGCGGGAACGAGUCUGUGCUGGAUAGGGGCCGGGCCUACGGCAACCUGGGGGAUUGCUACGAGGCCCUGGGUGACUACGAGGAAGCCAUCAAGUACUAUGAACAAUAUUUAUCUGUGGCCCAGAGUCUGAAUCGCAUGCAAGACCAAGCCAAGGCUUACCGGGGCCUAGGAAACGGACACAGGGCGAUGGGGAGCUUGCAGCAGGCCCUGGUGUGCUUUGAAAAGAGGCUCGUGGUGGCCCACGAGCUGGGGGAGGCCUUCAACAAAGCCCAGGCCUACGGAGAGCUGGGGAGCCUGCACAGCCAACUAGGGAAUUACGAACAGGCCAUCUCCUGCCUGGAGCGCCAGCUGAACAUCGCCAGGGACAUGAAAGACCGUGCUCUGGAGAGCGACGCGGCCUGCGGCCUGGGGGGCGUGUACCAGCAGAUGGGGGAGUAUGACACGGCCCUGCAGUACCACCAGCUCGACCUGCAGAUCGCUGAGGAGACCAACAACCCCACGUGCCAGGGCCGCGCCUACGGGAACCUGGGCCUGACCUACGAGUCUCUGGGCACCUUCGAGAGGGCCGUGGUCUACCAGGAGCAGCACUUGAGCAUCGCGGCCCAGAUGAACGACCUGGUGGCCAAGACGGUGUCCUACAGUAGCCUCGGGAGGACCCAUCAUGCUUUGCAGAACUACUCCCAGGCGGUCAUGUACUUACAGGAAGGUUUAAGGUUAGCUGAGCAACUGGGCCGAAGAGAAGACGAAGCCAAAAUUCGCCACGGGCUUGGCCUCUCCCUCUGGGCUAGCGGGAACCUGGAGGAGGCUCAACACCAGCUCUACAGGGCAUCGGCCUUGUUUGAAACCAUCCGGCACGAGGCACAGCUGAGCACGGACUACAAGCUCUCCCUCUUCGACCUGCAGACGUCCUCCUACCAGGCCUUGCAGCGGGUGCUCGUCAGCCUGGGCCACCAUGACGAGGCCCUGGCUGUGGCCGAGAGAGGGCGGACGAGGGCGUUUGCGGAUCUCCUGGUAGAACGACAAACAGGACAACAGGACUCGGACCCCUACUCCCCAGUCACUAUCGAUCAGAUCUUGGAGAUGGUGAAUGGCCAGCGAGGACUGGUGCUGUACUAUUCUCUGGCCGCGGGCUACCUGUACAGCUGGCUGCUGGCUCCUGGGGCAGGAAUCCUCAAGUUCCACGAGCACUACCUGGGUGACAGCGCCAUGGAAAACGCCGGGGACUUCCAGGCCGGCAGCAGCGCCAACCUCCCGGCAGCCACCAGCUCGGCCCUGGAGCAGCACAUCGCCAGCGUGCGGGAGGCGCUGGGCGUGGAGUCUUACUACUCCAGGGCCUGUGCCAGCAGCGAGACCGAGAGUGAGGCGGGGGACCUCAUGGACCAGCAGUUCGAAGAGAUGAACAACAAGCUCAACUCGGUGACGGACCCCACCGGCUUCCUGCGGAUGGUUCGCCGCAACAACCUCUUCAACAGGAGCUGCCAGAGCAUGACGAGCUUGGCCAGCAACACGAUGUCGCCCACCAAGGACGGGACCUCCUCUCUCCCCCGGAGGCAGAGCUCCUUCGCCCGGCCCCCGCUCCGCGCUCUGUACGACCUGCUCAUUGCGCCCAUGGAAGGGGGCCUGAUGCACUCCAGCGGCCCUGUGGGCCGGCACCGGCAGCUGGUCCUGGUUCUGGAGGGGGAGCUCUACCUCAUGCCUUUCGCCCUCCUGAAAGGAAGCUCCUCCAACGAGUACCUGUAUGAACGCUUCACCCUCAUCGCUGUCCCGGCCAUCCGCGCCCUCGGCCCGCAGUCCAAGACUCAUCUGAGGAAAACCCCGCCCACCUACUCCAGCUCCACCUCCAUGGCAGCUGUCAUUGGCAACCCGAAGCUCCCGUCAGCAGUGAUGGACAGGUGGCUGUGGGGGCCGAUGCCAUCAGCCGAAGAGGAAGCCUAUAUGGUGUCAGAGCUUCUGGGCUGCCAGCCCCUGGUAGGCAGUGUGGCCACCAAAGAGCGGGUCAUGAGUGCCCUGACCCAGGCUGAGUGUGUCCACUUUGCCACCCACAUCUCUUGGAAACUCUCCGCCUUGGUCCUCACGCCCAGUGUGGAUGGCAACCCUGCCAGCAGCAAGAGCUCCUUCGGCCACCCCUACACAAUCCCCGAGUCCCUGCGGGUGCAGGACGACACCAGUGAUGGGGAGAGCAUCUCGGACUGCCCACCCCUGCAGGAGCUGCUGCUCACAGCUGCCGACAUCCUGGACCUGCGGCUUCCAGUGAAGCUGGUGGUCCUCGGCUCCUCUCAGGAGUCCAGCAGCAAAGUCACAGCCGAUGGGGUCAUCGCGCUGACACGGGCCUUCCUGGCUGCGGGUGCACAGUGCGUCCUCGUGUCUCUGUGGCCUGUGCCGGUGGCUGCUUCCAAGAUGUUUCUCCAUGCCUUCUACUCGUCCCUGCUCAACAGCCUGAAAGCCAGCGCAGCCCUGGGAGAGGCCAUGAAGGCGGUGCAGAGCAGCAAGGCCUUCUCGCACCCCUCCAACUGGGCAGGGUUCAUGCUCAUCGGGAGUGACGUGAAGCUGAACAGCCCCUCCUCACUUGUCGGCCAGGCCCUCACGGAGGUCCUGCAGCACCCGGAGCGGGCACGGGACGCCUUGCGAGUGCUGCUGCACUUGGUGGAGAAGUCCCUGCAGCGCAUUCAGAACGGGCAGCGCAAUGCCAUGUACACAUCCCAGCAGAGUGUGGAGAACAAAGUGGGUGGCAUCCCCGGCUGGCAGGCCCUCCUCACCGCUGUGGGCUUCCGGUUGGACCCCCCAGCCAGUGGCCUGCCAGCAGCUGUCUUCUUCCCAACCUCCGACCCAGGCGACCGGCUGCAGCAGUGCAGCAGCACCAUCCAGUCCCUGCUGGGUCUUCCCAACCCUGCCCUCCAAGCCCUCUGCAAGCUCAUCACUGCCUCGGAGACGGGCGAGCAGCUCAUCAGCCGGGCUGUUAAAAAUAUGGUUGGAAUGCUCCAUCAGGUGCUGGUCCAGCUACAGGCCUGCGAGAAGGAGCAGGACUUUGCUCUGGCUCCCAUUCAAGUCUCCAUCAGUGUCCAGCUGUGGCGGCUCCCGGGAUGUCACGAAUUCCUGGCGGCUCUAGGUUUUGAUCUCUGUGAAGUUGGUCAAGAGGAAGUAAUCCUGAAAACUGGGAAACAAGCCAGUCGAAGAACCAUGCACUUUGCACUCCAGUCCCUGCUCGCCCUUUUUGAUUCCACUGAGUUGCCCAAGCGCCUCAGCCUUGACAGCUCGUCUUCCCUGGAGUCCCUGGCCUCUGCCCAGUCUGUCUCCAAUGCCCUGCCCUUGGGCUACCAGCACCCUCCUUUCUCUCCCACCGGGGCAGAGAGCAUCGCUUCGGACGCCAUCUCUGUGUACAGUCUGAGCUCUAUCGCCUCCUCAAUGAGCUUUGUCUCUAAGCCUGAGGGUGGGUCAGAAGGUGGAGGUCCCCGAGGACGGCAGGACUAUGACAGGUCCAAGAAUGCUUACCCACAGCGAUCCACCCUGCCUCGGAGCCAGCUAUCCCACCAGACCCGCCCUCCAGGCAGCAAAGAUGAAGAAGAAUAUGAAGGGUUUUCCAUCAUUAGCACUGAGCCUUUGGCAGCCUACCAAGAAAACAGAAAGACACGCUUCUCACCAGAUUACAAACAGUCCCGAGUAGGGACAACUGGAGGUGUGAAAGUUUCUAUAAGCUCCAAGGGGAGCAUAAGCACUCCAAAUUCUCCAGUUAAAAUGACUCUGAUUCCCAGCCCAAACUCACCCUUCCAAAAGGUUGGAAAACUAGCAAGUUCAGAUACAGGAGAAUCAGACCAGUCUAGCACAGAAACAGAUAGCACUGUGAAAUCCCAAGAAGAAAGCAACCCAAAGCUGGAUCCACAAGAGUUGGCCCAGAAAAUUCUAGAGGAGACACAAAGUCAUCUUAUUGCAGUGGAACGUCUUCAGAGGGGUGGCAGUCAGAGCGGCAAGAAUAACCCAGAAGAUGGCAUUUCCAUGCCAAAUAACGCUGCCGUCUUCAGAGCAUCAGAAACAAGUGCGUUCAGCAGGCCUACCCUCUCCCAUCAGAAGAGUCAGCCAUCACCAAUUACUGUUAAACCAAAGCCCCCGGCCAGAAGCUCAUCCCUGCCCAAGGUGAGCUCAGGAUACAGCAGCCCCACCACCUUGGAGGCGUCCAUCAAAGACAGCCCGAGCCAGCACAGUGGCCGCCCGUCUCCCGGCUCUGAUUCCCAGACUUCCCUGACCGACCAGCCUCUCUUUAAACUGAAGUAUCCCAGCUCUCCUUACAGUGCCCACAUUUCCAAAUCGCCAAGGAACAUGUCCCCCAGCUCAGGCCACCACUCUCCUGCUGGUAGUGCACCGUCCCCAGCUCUCUCCUAUUCCUCAGCUGGUUCCGCUCGCUCGAGUCCAGCUGAUGCCCCCGACAUUGACAAACUGAAAAUGGCAGCCAUUGAUGAAAAGGUGCAGGCUGUGCACAACCUGAAGAUGUUCUGGCAGAGCACACCCCAGCAUUCCACAGGACCCAUGAAAAUAUUCCGGGGGGCCCCUGGAACGAUGACUUCCAAAAGAGAUGUCCUCAGUCUGUUAAAUCUGUCACCCCGGCACAACAAGAAGGAGGAAGGCGUAGACAAGCUUGAACUCAAGGAGCUGUCUUUGCAACAACACAGAGAACCACAGAAAGCCCCUCCCAACGGACACUGGCGCGGCGAGGCCACCACGUUGAGCACGCUGCCACCACCCGCCGGCCCUCCUGCUGCAGCCCCCACACGCCCUUUGAGACUUCCUUCCGGCAAUGGCUACAAGUUUCUGUCCCCAGGAAGGUUUUUUCCUUCCUCUAAAUGCUAAGGCAUCUUUGUGCCCGGGACUCAGGGCAGCAGCCUGCAGAGGACCUGUCGUUCGCUUGCCUACUCCUUGUCUGAGUGCAGUCGGUCACCUCUCUCACAAAGGGUGCGCUCCAGGCAAGGGCACCGCCACGCCCGGACAUCACCACACACACACACAUGGUGCUUCCCUGGGCCAGGUUCACCAAAAGCCAGGGCUCCUGUGGGAUUGGUACAGGAGGCUCAUGGAAUUUUCUCCACACUUCACCAAAUGUUUACCUUGAACUCUCUGCUUCUCAUCUUUGAUGUGAUUCUUCAACAGGUUUUUUGUAUUAAAAAUGGCCAGGGUUCUGGGGUGGGGAAAGGAAAGGGAGCACAUAUUUUGCUAAGAGGUAUAUAUGCAGUACCUUUUAUACACAGAAAUACAAAUACAAAUAGAGGUUUUUUAAGGCUUUCAGGUGCUGGCUGGGGGUGGGAUAUAUAAAAUCUCUCUUAACUUGAAUUCUACAUGAAAAUGUUAUAUUAGCCAAAAACAGAAUAAUGGUUUAAAAAAUGCCAAUGAUUUUAAAUUGUAGCAGUUUUGGUCUCAUGAUAUUGUAACAUCACAGUAACAAUGCAAUAAUUCACAUCAAAACAGCGUUUCCAUCCUGAACUUGGUUUUGUUGAGCUCUACAAAUACCCUUGGGGCCCAAUGUCAACCAAACUUGAAUUUUUAAAAAAAAUUUAUAUAACUCUUAUCCAGGCAUUUCAGAACUAUGCAAUUGCAAUUUAAAAAUGCAACUUUGUGCUUUUAAAACAUUACUGACUUUUUUGUAUGUGGAUAAACAACUUGGUUUUAUUAUCAAUAGUACUUUGCACUUAUAGCUAUUAUUUUUAAAAGCUCUUAGAAAGUUUUUUAAAAUGUCAAAUUUUGAAUAGUCAUCAAUAAGUAAUUAUCAAGCUUUGGGGUGGAAAGACUGAAGUUAUUCAGUUUCCUUAUAAGCAAAAAAGAAAAAGAAAAAGAAAAAAAAAAUCCUCUGGCUAACUAGAUUUAACCAGAAUCUAGCCUUCCAGCUCCUAUUCACUUUAUUAGCUGCUUAAUUUUAUUAUCUUUUCCCAUCUCCAGGCCUCUAAAACCACUUCUAACUCUGUUGCCAGGUUCCCACAAUCCCAGCAUCCCAUGUCUGUGAGCCCACAGGGACUCUCAUCUUAGCUGUGACCGGAGCCCCUGCUCCUAUGGCUGAAGGACAAGCCCCCUCUGCUCCUACAGAAGGUCCACAGCCUGAGAAGCAGGGCCUUCGGUGGGGUUUACAUCCAAACACUGCUGAAUAGGGAAACACACAUCUCUGAAGGUGUCGCCAGCUGGGAAGAGACAAAAUAAGUCUAGAGAGGGGUGACAUUUUAACAUAUCUGAAUAAAGAAAUGAAAUGUUGGAAGUCCUCUCGGGACUAAGUUGAAUUGGAGAAUUUAAAGCCUCUCUUAGGUAAUUCUAAAAUGAAAAGCCUGCCAUCCGCACUCUGAGGAUAUAUGUGUAUCACACAAAGGUGAGCUUCCCCGGGGCACCAGCAGCACAGGGAGGGAGUGGACAUGAGGGCCCUGGCAGAGGACAGGAACAUCAAGUCCCACAGGGAGAGUUUUUAACCUUGGGUAGGAUCUCACUUUAUAAACAUACACUGACAACUUGCCCUGUUCCCUCAGUGUACUCUGAAAAGAGGAAUGGAUAAUAUUUAUUCAAUUUGUGUUAAUUAUUCUCUGCUAUGUCAUAGAGGUUUUUGCAUUUAACCUAACAGCCAUGCCCACAAAGCAAACAAUAAGGCUGUCCCAGUCUAACCCUGAUCUAAUAUUGGAAGAGAAAUAACUUUAUAAAGAAGCGAGCAAUUAUAAGGUUAUCUUUAUGUCAGUAGGAAAAAUAGCAAGUGGUAAUAAAAGUACUAGUGUAGCAAAUGAAAGCCAAGUGUAUAGCACUGUGCAUUAGAUAAUAAAAUCAGGUUCUCAAUUAUGAAAACUAAACCUCAAAGUAAAUUUCUGAAUCUAUAUGUAGAUAGUUGGGCUGUUCCUUUCUUAGCAAAUCUCAGCCUCUUUCCCAAGUGCCAAGGAGCCCUGGACAAAAGGCCUGGGGUCUGAGCUGUCCAUGAGGACAAGGCUGCUGCCCCAUUUGCCCACCUCUAGCUCAUGCCCUCCACCACACCACACUGCUGCCUGUGGUUAGCGAGCCAGCGAGGAGAAUUCCUGGACCCUAACUUGGUUUCAGUCCUAUGUACAUUGUUACAGGUUUCAUGUUGAAAAGCCAAAUGGUAUAUGUGGUUUUUGUUGUUGUUCUGGAUAUAAACUACAAUGAGGGAAAGCUGAGAUGAUGAAAUAAUAGGACCAAACAAAAAAUCAUGCUAGAAUCAUUGCUUCUUUAUGUUUACUGUCACUCUUGGUGUUUUUCUACAGGAAUAAAAUGGAUGUAAAAUCAGAGUGAAUUUUUCAGGCUACACUGAGGAAAAAAAAAGUGUGCACUUAAAAAUUGUGGGAUUGGGUAAUUCACAGAUUUCUUUGUACAGCUCAAAAGUUGGCAAACUAUAACCCACAGGCUAAAUCUGGUCAGAGGCCUACUGUUUUUUUUUUUUUUUUUUGUUUUGUUUUGUUUUAUAGCCAUGAGCUAGGAAUGGAUUUUACAUUUUUAAAUAGUUAUCUAAAUACCCACAUAAUAUUCUUGAUUUUUUCCUCUUGGCCCACAAAGCCUAAAAUAUCUAAAUACCUGGCCUUUUAAGAAAGUUUGCCGACGCCUGGUAUAGAUAACAGAAAACACAAUUAGAAUAAUGUGUUGAUUCUACAAUCAAGGGGAAUUGUCAGAUUACAGACAAAAUCGAUUGGCUUUCAUGAGAACUCUGAGUCACAUGGUGAGAAGCGAAUGACUGCUCCAUGCAGUCUUUGGCUUUUUGCUUCACUUUGGAAGGAGUCCAUGGAUAUGAGUAAAAUUUACAAAAAUUUUUCUUCUCCAUAUGCAAAUCCCAUUGGAUACAAUUAGAUUUCAGCUCAGGAAACUGGAAUUCCCUGCCCCUACUAUAUAUUCAUCAGAUGCAAAUACACUGAACACAAGCAAUAAAAUCUCCCUUUCCUAGAAACCUUGGUAUGACCACAAAGCAAGGUAGUAUAGUCUACCUUAAUUCUCACCAGUGAACUACUUAACUACUUUGCCUUUUAACUAAGUCAAAAUACCAAGACACAAUUAGCUACUAGAAUUUACAUUAGUGUGUAGUAAAAUCAAAAAAUUCUCACCUCCAUCCAUUUGAAAAAAAUUAUGGUUCACACUGAUACUCGCUGGGUCUCAGCAGACCAGGUGCUGCACACACUGUCCCUCUCCUGACCUUGUCCCAGUGACUCUCAGUAGGUGAGCAAGUCUCAGUAUGGUGCCUCCUGUCCCGCCACCUCCCACCACAAGGGGAACUGUCACUUCGUUAGUUUCACUUCAGGCUGGAAAAAAUACCACCCGAUAAUCUGGUUUUUUAGUAAGUAGGCAGAAAGUGAAAAUUGUAUAAUAUUUCAUCACAUAUUUUGUUGUUUUAUCUAAAAUGAUUGUAUAUGUGGUUUGUGAACUGGGUCCUCGUUUGUACCAGAUCCUUCAAAGAUAUUCCAUGUAAGGACACAUGUGGUCAUCUCUCCCUUCCACAGAUCCCUUCCCCACUUGGCACUCACACCCGUUGUAUGCAGAGUUAGCCAUCUUUGGCCUAUGUGGACAUUUUUGUAAAUUACAGUUUCCAGAUGGCAUUAAACUUUUUAUAUUAUGAAAUUUAUCAUGUAAAAAGAACUUCAUAUUUUUAUUGAGAUUGCUAAGGCACUUGGCCUUCUUUUGUGAUUUCAGUGUCUAUUAAAGCAUGAGUUCCCUCGG
This is a messenger RNA of Pipistrellus kuhlii (Kuhl's pipistrelle), 11691 nucleotides long. It is a transcript of the gene TTC28, whose product is annotated as tetratricopeptide repeat domain 28. NCBI's taxonomy places the organism in Eukaryota, Metazoa, Chordata, Mammalia, Chiroptera, Vespertilionidae. Gene Ontology annotation, molecular function: protein binding. The coding region runs from base 778 to 7863 and encodes 2361 amino acids. The record is from RefSeq and is a predicted model, not a curated record. The transcript has 22 exons.